CAGCAGGUCUCCUACAGGACGGGAAGUAGUUGAAGGAGCGACGGGAGCUGUGGAAGCUAUGGCAGUGGAUGCCCCGCAGCCUGUAGAGAUUCAGAAUGUCGUUCACCAGUUGAGGGAUACUGAUACACUGAUUUGUGACGAAGGUGGAUUUUGUGGCAUUUAUUACGCAGGUGAUUAAUUGUCCUGCCCAAACGAACAAGACGUUUAAGAAACUGGAUAUAAUUGUAUGUGCGGCUGAAAGGUUUUUGUAAAUAACUGCCGAAGCAUUGCCGGGAAUGAAGAAAUUCCCCACUCUCGGGCCCCUGAGACUGUGUAGGGGUGUGAUUUGGACUGUGACAGAAGGAGUGAGAGGGUUUUUUGAUUGAUCCAUUUUCGUAUUUUGUCUGAUGUCGUUUUACCCGCUUUUCUGGAAUGGACAUGACUUUUCCCCCCGCAGUUCACUAACUGUACAGUAGGUGGACACAUACACAUUACAUUUGUGUGAACGAAACAGGAACUUCCGGGCAAGCGCACGCCAUUCUUCAGAAUAAAGAAAGCGCCAGAACUCUUGAUGUUAAUAUGAUACCUUUUGUCUCCGUUUUAAAUGUAUGGCUACAGGCCGACUCCGAUCAAGUCUGAGGCCGGUAACAUCAACAGUGAGGACAAACCCAACCUGCCUCUCUCCUUCCACACUGAGUCCAAACCUACAGUCACUGGGUCCUGAUUGUGACAGUGGAGCCCAGUUUGCUCUGCAGGAUCCAGAGAUGGCAUCAGUGAAGCUGGAAGACUGCAGUCAAACACUGGAGCUGAAUGUCAACAUUAAAGAUGAAGAAGAGGAGGAGAAGAUUAGGACAACUGUUAGUCAUGACCGACUCAGAUUAAGUCUGAAGCCGUUAACAUCAACAGUGAGGACAAUCCCAGCCUGCCUCUCUCCUUCCACACUGAGUAGAAACCUACAGUCACUGGGUCCUGAUUGUGACAGUGGAGCCCAGUUUGCUCUGCAGGAUCCAGAGAUGGCAUCAGUGAAGCUGGAAGACUGCAGUCAAACACUGGAGCUGAAUGUCAACAUUAAAGAUGAAGAAGUGGAGGAGAAGAUUAGGACAACUGUUAGUCAUGGAUACCAUUUUGAGACAUUCUCCACAUCCAGAGAGCAACAGCGGGAAGAUCAGAGAGCUAAGAGGUCUCAUCACUGCCCACAUUGUGAAGAGAUUUUCCCAUUUCUAUUAAAGCUAAAAAUACACCUAAAAAUACACACAGGAGAGAAGCCUUACUCCUGCUCUGACUUUGGAAAACGUUUUAAAACAUCAAAUGAGCUAAAGGUUCAUCAGAAGACUCACACAGGACAGAAGCCUUACUCCUGCUCUGACUGUGGAAAACGUUUUAAAACAUCAAAUGAGCUAAAGGUUCAUCAGAAGACUCACACAGGAGAGAAGCCUUACUCCUGCUCUGACUGUGGAAAAUGUUUUAAAACAUUAUAUGACCUAAAGGUUCACCAGAGAACACACACAGGAGAGAAGCCUUACGUCUGCUCUGACUGUGGAAAAUGCUUCACAACAUCAACUACUCUAAAAGUUCAUCAGAGAACACACACAGGAGAAAAGCCUUAUUCCUGCUCUGACUGUGGAACUAGUUUCUCUAAAUUUUCCACCUUAAAAACACAUGAACGUACACAUACAGGAGAGAAGCCUUACUUCUGCUCUGACUGUGGGGCGAGUUUCUCUCAGCUGGGCACCUUAAAAACACACCAACGUAUACACACAGGAGAGAAGCCUUAUUCCUGCUCUGACUGUGGAAAAUAUUUUAAAAGAUCAAAUGAGCUAAAAGUUCAUCAGAGAACACACACAGGAGAGAAGCCUUUCUUCUGCCCUGACUGUGGAACUAGUUUCUCUCAGCUUUCCCACUUAAAAUCACAUGAACGUAUACACACAGGAGCGAAGCCUUAUUCCUGCUCUGACUGUGGGAAAUGUUUUAAAACAUAUGACCUAAAGGUUCAUCAGAGAACACACACAGGAGAGAAGCCUUAUUCCUGCUCUGACUGUGGAAAAUGCUUCAGAACAUCAACUCAUCUAAAAGUUCAUCAGAGAACACACACAGGAGAGAAGCCUUAUUCCUGCUCUGACUCUGGAAAACGUUUUAAAACAUCAAAUGAGCUAAAGGCUCAUCAGAGAACACACACAGGAGAGAAGCCUUAUUCCUGCUCUGACUGUGGAAAAUGCUUCAGAACAUCAACUCAUCUAAAAGUUCAUCAGAGAACACACACAGGAGAGAAGCCUUAUUCCUGCUCUGACUGUGGAAAACGUUUUAAAACAUCAAAUGAGCUAAAGGUUCAUCAGAGAACACACACAGGAGAGAAGCCUUUCUUCUGCUCUGACUGUGGGGCGAGUUUCUCUCAACUUUCCCAUUUACAAUCACAUGAACGUAUACAUACAGGAGAGAAGCCUUAAGUCUGCUCUGACUGUGGGGCGAGUUUCUGUCAGCUGGGCACCUUAAAAACACACCAACGUAUACACACAGGAGAGAAGCCUUACGUCUGCUCUGACUGUGGAACUAGUUUCUCGCAACUUUCCAACUUAAAAUCACAUGAACAUAUACAUACAGGGGAGAAGCCAUACUCCUGCUCUGACUGUGGAAAAUGCUUCAAAACAUCAACUGUGCUAAAAGUUCGCCAGAGAACACACACAGGAGAGAAGCCUUAUUACUGCUCUGACUGUGUAAAUGCUUCACAACAUCGACUCAUCUAAAAGUUCAUCAGAGAACACGUACAGGAGAAAAGCCUUACUCCUGCUCUGACUGUGGAAAAUGCUUCAGAACAUCAACUCAUCUAAAAGUUCAUCAGAGAACACACACAGGAGAGAAGCCUUAUUCCUGCUCUGACUGUGGGGCGAGUUUCUCUCAACUUUCCCAUUUACAAUCACAUGAACGUAUACAUACAGGAGAGAAGCCUUAAGUCUGCUCUGACUGUGGGGCGAGUUUCUGUCAGCUGGGCACCUUAAAAACACACCAACGUAUACACACAGGAGAGAAGCCUUAAGUCUGCUCUGACUGUGGAACUAGUUUCUCGCAACUUUCCAACUUAAAAUCACAUGAACGUAUACAUACAGGGGAGAAGCCAUACUCCUGCUCUGACUGUGGAAAAUGCUUCACUACAUCAACUAAGCUAAAAGUUAAUCAGAGUACACGUACAGGAGAAAAGCCUUACUCCUGUUCUGACUGUGGGGUGAGUUUCUCUUGACUGGAUACCUUAAACACACACCAACAUAUACAUAAAGGAGAGAAGGCAUACUCUUGCUCUGUUUGUGUAAAAUGCUUCAAAACAGCAACCGAUCUUAUAGUUCAUCAGAGAACACACGCAUGAGAGAAGCCUACUCACACUUUUGGGUGAGUUUCUCUCACCAUAGCAACUUAACACACCAAUGUAGUCACACAGGAGAGAAGUCUUACUCCUGCUCUGUGGAAGGGUGGGCGUGUAACUCAAACUUCUAGCCAAAGGCUGCUGUGUUUAGAAUCUCAUCAAGGAGGACUGUAGCAUUUUAGCUAAUCAGCAAAUUUGCAACUACUUACUACUUUUUAGCUAUUACUUAGCAUGUUAGCUUAGCAUGCAACUACUUAGUAUGUUAGCUAACCUUUCCCCUAAAACCAUUUAACCCCUCACCCCUAACCUAGCUAACAUUAGCAACAACAAAUUGGAAUUCGUAACAUAGCAUGUAACUACUUAGUAUGUUAGCAUAUCUUACAUAUUACAAGUUCGUAACAUAUUGUAUGAAUAGCAAUGCGUAAAAUAACGUAAGAAUUGUAAUUCUUAACAUACGAUACUUCCUAGAAGUCGUAUUAUUCUGAACAAUUUAAACACAACAAUUUCAAAGAUGUAUAGUUCGUAUAAGGAAAUCAGUCAUUUUAAAUAAGAGGCCAUAAUCUAUGGAUUUCACAUGACUGGGCAGGGGCUCCGCCAUGGGUGGGACUUGGGAGGGCAUAGGCCCACUUGGGAGCCAGGACCAUUCAAUCGGCAUGACUUUUUCCCCACAGAAGGUCUUGAUUACAGACAGAAAUACUACUCAGCCCCUCCCCCCACCACCUCAGACAAUCCUGCAGGUGAAGAGGUCCUGGGCUGCCGUGGUUACAUGUGAUCUGCAGUUGUGAGGCCGGUUGGAUGUCCUGCCAAAUUCUCUAAAAGGACGUUAGAGGUGGCUUAUGGUAGAGAUAUACAUAUUGAAUUCUCUCCUGCAGUCCUCAUGCAUCUAGUAGACACUUCUUUAAAAAUACAUUUUUUGAACCUUUAUUUAACUCUGCAAGUCUGUUAAUAAGAACUAAUUCUUAUUUACAAUGAUGGCCUAGGAACAGUGGGUUAAAUGCCUUGUUCAGAGGCAGAACAACAGAGUUUUACCUUGUCAGCUCGGGGACCUUUUGGUUACUGGCCCAACGCUCCAACCACGAGGCUACCUUCCGCCCCUAACAUGUAUCAGAUAGAGAUGGUGUGAUGAUCACUUUUCAACACUAGUUUGGGGGGAUUAUUUUACAACUUUAUUUAAUGAUACACAGUUUAUGAAAUGAAUCCAUGUGUUUAUUAAUUGUCUUUCAAACUAGAUUAGUUAUUUUAGUUACUGAUCAUGAAUGUGUUUGAAUAACUGCAUUGAAGCAAAGUUUAUUGAUCUGCCAAUGAAAAAUAAAGUUACAU
Messenger RNA from Oncorhynchus mykiss (rainbow trout), 4651 nucleotides. Lineage: Eukaryota; Metazoa; Chordata; Actinopteri; Salmoniformes; Salmonidae. The record is from RefSeq and is a predicted model, not a curated record.